Molecule: messenger RNA, 9810 nt
Organism: Bursaphelenchus xylophilus (pine wood nematode)
Lineage: Eukaryota; Metazoa; Nematoda; Chromadorea; Rhabditida; Aphelenchoididae
Source: the annotation of a GenBank genome assembly
AUGACACAAUGGUCAGUUUGGGUCAACUGUUCCACUUGCGACAAUUAUACCGUAAUCCAAUGGUAAAGUUGUUGUAAAAUUUUUAUAUGUAAAUUUAGAUUUUCCAAUGGUCAAAAAUUUAGUUUAAAACCUGAAUCGAGUUCCAAAAAACGGAUUUCGAUUACUCACCCUGAGGCCAUGUUGUAAUAAAAGCUUGUCCGAUUGUUAAAAAAGGUUCCGUGGGACAAGGGGAGGGAGAGAAGAGGGAACAGAUCGAUCACUUGCUCUUCCCUCAGACCUUUGGCCGAAAGAUGGGCGCUGAUUUAUUUGAUUAUCACUGAUAUGAGUCAAUGUGGACGUUUGGAAAAAUAUUAUGGCUUUUUUAUUUUGAUUCUUGUCUGAAUUUGAGGAUUCACUCCAAAUCUUGACACUUCUUGGUUUUUUUGGGGAAAAAUAGAGGUUUUCUUUUUUUGCACUGUGCAGAUUUCAGAAAUUUUGCCGCACGGUGCGGUUUUCCAAACCAUUGUAAAGUCAUUUCCAAAUACGGAAGUUACAUAGUAUUUCCAGAAUAUAAGGAAUAGUCGUAUUUUACACUUUCGACUCAAAAAUGCGAAUAUUUUUUGACCGCACAGUGUGAAAACUUCGAAUUUAUUUGCUGCACUGUGCAAAAUGUUCCUUUGGAAUUUUAAUGCACUAAACUAAUAUUUAAAGGUGUAAAAUAUGUCAUCCAUAAGUGUGUGAGCUCUAAUUCAACAAUCUAUUUUGCAGUGAGCUCAAAAUUUUAUUUGCAAAGUGCAAAAAAUUAAAAAAAAGUUUUUGCACUGUGCAAUGAUUAAAAUUGAAAUUUAAACAUUUUCAAAUAAUAAGCAAAAAAAUUUUUUGAUUGUCGCUUGCUGGAUUAGGUAUUAUACAGUCAAUGAUUUCGUAUUUUACCUCAAAACUUUCUUUGCACAGUGCAAAAAAGAUCCAAAAAAUUUUGCACAGUGCAAUUAUUAAAACUGGAAUUUAAACAUUUUCAAAAGAAAAACAAUUUUUUGUUUUGAUUGUCACUUGCUUGAUUAGACAUAAUAUGCUGCAUGAUUUCGUAUUUUACCUCAAAACUUUCUUUGCACAGUGCAAAAAGUACCCAAAAGAUUUCGCACAGUGCAAAUUUUCAAAAAUUUUUUUUUCAAAAACAAAAUUUGUUUAAACUUUUAGGCCAUAAAAAUCUGCUUGUUGGGUGUGGAAAAGGUUUGCUCAAAGUGAAAUCCGAUCAGAAAGUUCUCGGCUUACCGACCUUUGACCCGUUUUUUUCACUUUACUCGUUUCGAAAACUUUACUAAAACUCCUCUCCGAGAUCUCUCGAAGAACCUAGUGCAUCUAAUUGGAUUAAUUUUUAUUCAGUUUCGCCAUUUUUUCGAUGAUGUUUCGAAAAUUUUUGCUUCAACAGUUUCGAGAUUUUUUUCGGAUAUUUUUUUUUUUUGAAAUUUUUUGCUAAAUAGCACUGUAAAAUUGUUAAAUAAGUGUUGUAGAUAAUUUUAGUUACAUUUAUAUUUCUAUUUAUACUGUAAAAUCAAAAAAAAUUUCAAAAUUUCGUCAAUUUUUCGCGAAUUUUUCAUUUUUUUUUUCAAAAUUUUCGUAUUUUAUCUUCAAAUUUCAGUGAUAUACGACCACCACGACCUUAUUUAUCGUUGAGAGUUAUCUAAUUUUCAAAUUCUACCAUCAUAAUUACAAAAAUUCAAUAAAAUUUUUAUUUAUUUUUUUUUUCAAAAUCAUUUUUUUCGCAAAUUUCGAGGAAAAAAUCAACAGAAAAAAGUUGAAAACCGACAGUCGGAGAGCGAAUUCCGACCACCCCUGAAAGUCCUCGAGCAUAUGCGACACAUAAAUUGAGGUCUGGCUCCAAUUUUCCCAGGCUUCUCCAAAAAGUAAUCGAAUUUGUAAAGGUGAGUCAUGUUGAGAGUGCGGUAAUUAGGGGGGUUGUUUUUACUGAAAUUUGUAACAUUUUUUCUAAUCUGAUUUUUUUUGUAAUUCGCACAAAAUUUUUCUGCACUUUGCAAGUAUUUUUUUUGUUUGCACAGUGCAAAUUUCGGAAAAGUAUUUUUUUUUGCACAGUGCGAAAAUUAUUAGAAAAAUUUUUUUUGCACAGUGCAGUAAAAGAUUUUUCGUUUGCACAGUGCAAUCAAAACCUGUUUUUAAUUGCACAGUGCGAAUUAACCCAAAAAAUGUUUUUUGCACAGUGCAAUCAAACCAUUUUUUGACUGCACGAUGCGAACUAUCAAAAAGUGUUUUUUGCACUGUGCAAUCAAACUUUUUUCCAUUUGCACGGUGCAAACUGCGAGAAACUAUUUUCCGCACUGUGCAAGUGUUUUUUUUUUGUUUGCACGGUGCAAAUUUCGAGAAACUAUUUUAUUUUUUCGCACGGUGCAAAUCGAAUUUUUUCGCACGGUGCAGUCACUUGUUUUUAAUUGCACAGUGCGAAUUAGCCCAAAAUUUUUUUUGCACAGUGCAGCCAAAACUUUCUUUUGAAUGCACAGUGCGAAUCAUCGGAAAAUAUUUUUCGCUCAGUGCAAUCAAAAAAAAAAUCUGCUUCGCACUGUGCAAGUUGCGGAAAACGAUUUAGUUUUUGCACAGUGCAAAUUGUCAGAAAAUGUUUUUUCGCACAGUGCAACCAAAGCUUUUUUCGUUUGCACGGUGAUGCGAGAAACUCUAAUGUUUUCCGCACUGUGCGAUUGUUGUUUUUUUUGCUUGCACGGUGCGAAAAUUAUUAGAAAAAUUUUUUUUGCAUGGUGCAUUAAAAGCUUUUUCGUUUGCACAGUGAAAUCAAAACUUUUUGAAUGUACGGUGCGAAUUAUCAAAAAGUGUUUUUCGCACAGUGCAAUCAAAAUUUUUUCCGUUUGCACGGUGCAAUCUGCGAGAAACGAUUUUCCGCACUGUGCGAUUGUUGUUUUUUUCCCUUGCACGGUGCGAAAAAUUAUUAGCAAAUGUUUUUUGCACAGUGCAGUAAAAGCUUUUUCGUUUGCGCAGUGCAAUCAAACCAUUUUUUUGACUGCACGGUGCGAACUAUCAAAAAGUGAGUGUUUUUCGCACUGUGCAAUCAAACUUUUUUUCGUUUGCACGGUGCAAACUGCAAGAAACGAUUUCCCGCACUGUGCAAGUGUUUUUUUUUGCUUGCACAGUGCGAAAAUUAUUAGAAAUUUUUUUUGCACAGUGCAGUAAAAGCUUUUUCGUUUGCACAGUGCAAUCAAACCAUUUUUUUGACUGCACAGUGCGAACUAUCAAAAAGUGAAAAAAAAUUUUUUUCAGAAUUUUCUCAACACCAUAUCGAACGACCCACAAAAAAUGAGUUUCCGACGACCCAAAAAUCACUCAGACAAAGCGAACGAACCCCAAUCUCGAUCCAAUUUCCACGGCGCCUCAGGCAACGCACCUCAAUCACAGGCCGAGAUUAAAAGUGUGGGUAAGUAAACAAGUGUCCUCUCUUUUUUCGAAACUCUCGGACUUACCGCACGGUAAAAAAAUGGAAAAAGAUUUCUUUCGCACCGUGCGAAAGAAAAUUUUUAAAAAUUCUUCUGCACUGUGCGUUAAAAAUCAAAUGCACUGUGCAGCCGAGCCUGCUGCUUUGCACCGCACCGUGCGGAAUCAGCGACAAAGAAAGAAACGUUUUCGCACUGUGCUGCCGGCUUCCUCACUUUUGAUUGCACGGUGCAGUACCACAAAAUUUUUUGCACAGUGCGAGAGAAAAAAAAUUUUUUUUGAGACUCUUUGCACUGUGCAAUUGAGCUUUUUUUCCACCGCACCGUGCGGCUGCAGCGACAAAGAAAGAAACUUUUCCGCACUGUGCAAAACAAAAUUCAAAUCAUUUUUUGGGUUUUGCACAGUGCAAAAGUUUUUUUGAGGAGACUGCACUGUGCGUUUUUCCAAAUUGGUCCAUUGCACUGUGCGGCCGGUUUUUUUCUCACUUUUGAUUGCACGGUGCGAUGGGCUAAGGCUAAAAAUUUUUCUGCACAGUGCAAAAAUCGAUAAACCUAAAAAAAAAUUUUGUCAUUGGGCGCAAAAUUUUUUCAAAGUUUUUUUUUAAAAUUUCGAGUUCGAAAAAUCCGUUUUUUAAGUCUAAGCCCUGAGGCAAUAAUCUUUCUCUGCCACUCUCCAAACUUCAAAUACGUUCUCACGGAUCAAGUUUUGAAGUGUGCAUAAAUUAGCGAAAAAUAUUUUUCCAUCGAUUUCCACAAGUGCCUCCGGGCAGCGGCUGGCUGUUGAUUUUCGACUCCGAACGAAAAAAGUAGCUGAAAAUGGAUGACCGAGGUAAAGUUCUCAAAAGUUUUGCACUGUCCGAAGAAGAAAGGGCAUCCAUUUGCACGGUGCGGGAAGAUUUUGGAGGUUUUGUCGCUUUUGCACGGUGCAAAAUGGUCUUGGACAACCUGCACUGUGCGAUCAAAAAAUAAAGUUUUUUUGCACAGUGCAGUCGUCCCAAAAAUUUUGCACCGUGCAAAACACAAAAAAUGGCUAGUUUUUCCUUGCACUGUGCAAAAACAAACUUUUCUUUUGUCGCUGCACCCGUACAGUGCGCUCAAAAAAUGAAGCUUUUUUGCACAGUGCAGACGAACGAAAAAUUUUGCACUGUGCGAGACGGCAAGAAGACGAUGGCUGUUCUUUGCACUGUGCAAAAACAAACUUUUCUUUUGUCGCUGCACCCGUACAGUGCGCUCAAAAAAUGAAGCUUUUUUGCACAGUGCAGACGAACGAAAAAUUUUGCACUGUGCGAGACGGCAAGAAGACGAUGGCUGUUCUUUGCACUGUGCAAAAACAAACUUUUCUUUUGUCGCUGCUCUCGCACGGUGCGAUGAGAAAAAAACGUUGAGCUGCACAGUGCUAAUUUUUUUUAUUCGCGGAUUUUUUUGAUUUUGCACUGUGCAAAACAAUAAUUUUGUCGCUGAUCUCCGCACUUUGCGAACCCAAACUUUGGAUUGCACUGUGCAGUGAUUCUUUCAUUUUUGCACUGUGCAGUCAUCCUUUGAGCUUGCACUGUGCAAAAAAAACUUUUCUUUUGUCGCUGCGCUCGCACGGUGCGAUGAGAAAAAAACGUUGAGCAGUGCAAAAAUUUUUUUCUGCACGGAUUUUUUUUGAUUUUGCACUGUGCAAAAACGACUAUUCUUUUGUCGUUGAUCCCGCACUGUGCGAUGGCACAAACUUUUCACUGCAGAGUGCAGUCACCCUUUCAGGUUGCACUGUGCAAAAAAGAAAAGAAUUUUGUCGCUGACCCCGCACUGUGCAGUCAACACAAAGUUUUGACUGCACGGUGCAGCCACCCUUUCAGGUUGCACUGUGCAAAAAGACCUGCAAUUUCACAGUGCGAUGAAAUAAAGAUUACUGUAUUUUCAGAGCAGCUCAUCCAGCUGAUGAGCCAAGUGAAUGCGGCAGUAAAAAAUGGCGACUUUGGCACUCAUUUGGCCAACAAUAUUUUCCAAUUGUGCCAGAAAUUGAAGACAAUGGGACAACAUUUGGAGCAAACACACAAAGGUGGGGGUCUAUACGAGUGCUAAAUCAAGUUUUUUUGUCGCUGCGACAGUCAAAAUUAUCGCAAAAAGCCAAGAUUUUUUAAUUUUUGUACUGCACUGUGCAGGAAAAAAGAAACUUCAAUUUUCUGCACUGUGCAGUCAGAACUUGAAAAAAUUUUUGUUUGAAGGGGUUUCUGAAUCAUCACCAUUGUCGCGAUAUAUUACAUUUCCUGAACUGAAACCUAUCUUGUUCAUUUUUGGGCAAUUUUCGAAAAUCUGCACAGUGCAAAGCAAAAUUUUUAUUAUCUUUUUUCACAGCAAAUUGCUUUCCAGCCGAACUGAAUAAGGUUUUUGUGUCGCUCCGACAAGCCUCAUGUCGCGAUAACGGGCAAUUGGGAACGCCUUGUCGGCUCAAAGUGAUGGAAUUAAUCGAAUUGCGCGCUAUGGGAUGGCGUCCGAAUAUGGCGCACAGUCAGUACUACAUAAACAAGGCCGAGGAGACCCGAAACGAGCCGAAGAAAGAGGUGGUUGAGAAUCGAUCGCCACCGGUUCCGGCGCAUAAGGCGCCGCCGGCGCGGGAAUAUCAGCCAAAUUAUGGACCGCCUUUUGUUCCGUCGUUUGUUGCGCAACAGGUAGGUUGAAUUUGGACAAAGUGAACAGUCAAUUCUGUCGGCUGAACAUGUUAGAAGAGGGUGAAAUUCGAAAUUUUACAAUAUUUUGAGGUAUCGACAUUUUAUACGAUGAAAUAUGUUUGAUCGUAUAAAAUGUCUCCGGUUUGGGAUAGUCAAGAAUAGCAAUUUGCUUAUGUUUUACCAAGAUUUGGAGGUUCUACAAUUCAAAUUUUAUCCAAAAUGCAAAAGUAUGAACUAUUUUUUUAGCCAAUUUUUGGGUCAAACCUCUUUGAAAUUGAAAGUCCCAUAUCUCAGGUAUACAAAAAGUAUCGUCAUUAGAUUUUGGCUAUAGCAUCACGAACCCCCAAACCUCACUUAUGCCAAAUUUUAUCCAAAUCGAGCUAUCACAACCCCUCGUUUCAGCCAAUGUAUGAGCAGCAACCGAUGGGCCCAGGCCCCGGCUAUUUUUUGAUCCCAGCAAAUGCCCCAUGGAGUCCGCAAAUGAUGGGACCUGGCAUAAUGUCGCCAUUUCAACAUCCUAUGCGUCCGCCGAACUGGCUGCGUCAAAACCCGGUGGCGGCGGCGGUUGGCGCUCAUUUCAAUUUGGAUGGAUUUCAACCAAAACCCGCAAAAACGGCCCAAUUAAGGGAGGAGAUUACUAUCAAAAAUGCGGAUUCUGGAAAGAGUAAGUGUUUGGCGGUAAUGUAGAAGUAUUUUUUGAACAAAAACUCGGUUAAGUCGCGUAUUUUAGACCAAAAUAUCGAGUGCACAGUGCAAUUUUUAAAAUUCAAAUUAUUGCACAGUGCGGAUGUCGCACUUGGAUAAAAUUACGAAGCUUUGUUCCAAAUGAGGUGUAGAUAGCCAUAGACAAUGCGAAAACUUUUUACAUUGGUGACAACUAGCAAAAAAAGAGGCCGUUUUCCAUUGCACUGUGCGGUUCUUUCGGACUUCCGGAUUUGCACCGUGCAGGACAAUUAUAAAAAAUUUUUCUUGUGGUACGAAGGCUAUCUCAUACCCUUUGUUUUGAUACAUGCAAAAACCGAAAACGACAAAUUUUGAGAUUUUUGGAAAGGAUUUUUGACGAUGCACUGUGCGGUUUUUUCGAACUUCCAAUUUUUGGACCGCGCACUGGGGAAUCUAAAAAUUUUUUUUUCGAUAGAAAGGCUACCUCAUUACCUUUGUUUUGAUGCAUGAAAAAACCGAGACCGAAAAUUUUUUAAAUUUUUAAAAACGAUUUUUUACGAUGCACUGUGCGGAAGACAGAAUUUCUUCAAAUUGAAUAAUUUUUGCGCAAAUUUUGGCAAAUAACAUCUCAACGACUUCAAAAAUUUAAUUUCAAUUUUUUUCACUCAAAAAAUUACAGUAAUGGGAGUGAAAGGACGCCGAGUUGCGGUGGUGGAAGAGCUGAGCAAGACGAUCAUCAGCUUCCAGAAAGUGGACCACAACAGCAAGUAUCGGAUCCUGGCCAUCAGCGGAGGCAGCCCCGAGAGCAUCCAAUAUGCGAAACGACUCAUCGAAGAGACCAUUAGACGAAAUGUAUCGCCCAAUAGAGUAGGUUGAAAGUUGGGACGAAAAGGGUUUUUGCACUGUGCGGCGGGAGAUGAGACGAGAAACUGCACUGUGCGGUGGAAAAAAUAUGUUUUUGCACCGUGCAAAACAUCGCCCCGAAUUUGCACAGUGCAACGGCUCCGUAAAAUUUGCACAGUGCAAAAUGUCGCUUUGAAAUUGCACUGUGUGGCGGGAAAAAUUUUUUUUGCACUGUGCAAAAUGUAGCUUUGGAUUUGCACGGUGCGGCGGAAAAAUUUUUUUGCACUGUGCAAAAUGUCGCUUUGGAUUUGCACUGUGCGGCGGGAGAAAUUUGCUUUGGCACUGUGCAAAAUGUCGCUUUGAAAUUGCACGGUGCAGCGGAAAAAAAAAUUUUGCACUGCGCAAAACAUCGCUCUGAAUUUGCACAGUGCAACCGCUCCGUAAAAUUUGCACAGUGCGAAAUCUUCUGUCUUAGCACAGUGCGGCGAAACCAUAAAAAUGCGGCGGGAGAUGAGACGAGAAAUUGCACUGUGCGAAGGGAAAAUUUUUUGUUUUGCACAGUGCAAAAUAUCGCCUCGAAUUUGCGACUAUCCGUAAAAUUUGCACAGUGCAAAAUUUUCUGUUUAUCUUAUUGUUAGCACAGUGCGGCAAAAUAAAAUUAUUUCUGCACUCUGGGGUGGGGAUAAGACAAGAAUUUGCACGGUGCAAAACAUCGCCUUGAAUUUGCACGGUGCGACGGCUCCGUAAAGUAUGCACAGUGCGGCGAAUCCAAAAUAUUUUUGCACUGUGCGGCAAGUCUCCAAAAAUUUGCACUGUGCGGGAGCGACAUUUCCUUGCACUGCGCGAUUUCUUUCUUUUUGCCGUAAAACUGCACUGUGCAAUUAAAAAAAAUUUUUUUUGAUUGCACAGUGCAGACGGAUUGACAAACGUGUCCACUGCACUGUGCGACAAAUUUUUGAUUGAAACUUUGCACUGUGCAAGGCGACAAAAAUUUUUUUGCACAGUGCGAUAAAACAAACUUGCGGACUGCACUGUGCAGAAUGAAUAAAAUUUGAUUGCACAAUGCAAAAAAGAAAUUUUUUUGUAAAUCGCACAAAAAAUUGGAAAAUUUGAUUUUUUUUUUGAUUUUGGUUAUUUUCAGAUGGAAACAAGUACGAUUCAAGCAGCCGAGCCGGCGUCCGAGCAAGAAGAAGAGGACGAUGGAGAAGAUGGGCCUGAUGUUACCAUUGAAACUGGCAACGAUGGCUCGUUAAAAGUGUCCUGCGCUGAUCCUGAAAUGCUGGAAGUGAGUUUUGAAAAAAAAAAAAAAUUUUUUUAAUUAAAAAUUUUUUUUUUUUUUCUAAAAUACGAUUUCAAAAAAUAAAAAAAUAUUAAUUUAUCGUAUUUCAGGCCGCGCAAGCCGCCCUCCGCGAGUACAUAAACCUCCGAACGGGCCGAAUGUCGGCCAAAGAAAGGGAGGAGAAAAAAGAUCGCCGCAAAUCGAUGCCGAUUCCGAGUAGUGCCGAAACCCAAGUCACAGAGAAGCCGGCCAAGAGUGCCGAAGAGGGAAUGGUACCCAAAAUUGCGAAUGGUACCCUCAAGUAAGUGAAAAAAAUUUUUUUGGAAUUUUUUUUUUUCAAAAUUUCAAAUUUUCAUGAGAAAAAUUUGUCAAAAAUUUUAUUCUUUCCCCUAAAACGUCAUUUUCUCUCGCAAAAAAAAAAUUUUUUUUAAUUUAUUUUUUCAAAAAAAAAUUUUUUUUGAAAAAAAAUCACAAAAAUUUCAUGUUUUCCCUCAAAAAAUCGUUUUUUCUCUCAAAAAAAUUUUUUAAAUCCACUUUUUUUAAAAAAAAAUCUAAAAAAAACUCAAAUUUUCAUCAAAAAAAUUGUCAAAAAUUUCAUGUUUUCCCUCAAAAAAUCGUUUUUUCUCCCCAAAAAAAUUUUUUUUAAAAUCCAUUUUUUCCAAACAAAAAAAAAAUUCCCAAAAAAUCUCAAAAAUUUCCCAAAAAUUCCCCCAAAAAUCCCAAAAAAUUUCCCUGCAGAGCCCAUGGAUCCACACCCAACCUGAUGGCCGAGUCGAUGAAGCCGUUGGUGGCGCGCGACCUGCGCUACGAUCGGCCGACAAUGAUGGCCAUCAAGGAGUCGGUGGAGGGCGUGGCCGCCGAUGGGAAGUUGAUGGAGAAGGCGGCCCAGCUGAACGCCUCCGCCCAACCGAACGACCUCAGCGACUCCAACGCCGACUAA